Verticillium nonalfalfae is the source of this 1347-nucleotide messenger RNA. RefSeq lists its product as uncharacterized. The transcript has 2 exons. Bases 1 to 1347 code for a protein of 448 amino acids. Lineage: Eukaryota; Fungi; Ascomycota; Sordariomycetes; Glomerellales; Plectosphaerellaceae. The record is from RefSeq and is a predicted model, not a curated record.
AUGGAAGUCCCAACCUGGUUGCAAUGGUACAAGAAGCCAGAGUACCGAGACAUCAAGCAGUACUCGACCGACGUGCGUAAUGGACGCCGCAGCAUAUCCUCUGAUGGCAAGGGCAAGUCCAGUAUCCCGCCUCACCUGAGCCUGGAUAGGGUGCUCGCGAACAAGACUUGCAGUCCCAUGUCUCUCUAUGACUUUUACAUGUACUUGAAGCACAUCGAGUACUCGCCUGAGAACCUCGAGUUCUACGUCUGGUUCAAGAACUACGAGGCAAGAUGGUCGAAGCACAGCCGGCAACAAGACUACGAACCGGUAGAGAAGGACCUUAGCACCGCUAGCACCUAUCAGGCGUCUGAGGGAUACUCCUCCGAGACGGAGCUCGGCCUGAAGAGCGAACCUCUGGAGACCGUCGAGCUGGCAGAGCUUUCAGCGGACCUCGAAACUGGUAUGGUGCCACCUCCUCUCUCAGAUGUGUCGAUGCCCAGACUAACACGACACGCAGCCAGCGAGACGACGACACGGAUUCUCGAGGUCGCUCUGCCCAAGACGGCCUGCACGCCGCUGACAAAACCCAAGCGUACAGCCCGCGACCACCUCCGCGCCCUCACCUCAGCCUGCACCAACGCCUGCGCCCUCCCAACAGACGCGCUCCCGACACUGCCAGGAACACAUCCCUUUGACGCAGCGCCGGAGCUCUCUUCCAUCAUCCAGACGUAUCUCCUGCCGUCGUCGCCCAAGGAGCUCAACAUCCCGCCCGCGCUCCGCGACACGGCCCUCGAGGCGCUCAAGACAUCUCCCGCCCCGGUCCACCUGGCGCCGAUCGCCGGGCACGUCUACGACCUGCUGCGCACGUGCUCGCACCCCAACUUCCUCCGCCUCGGCGUCGCCAACGGCACCCUCGAGACCGUCUGCGUCGCGACCUCGCUCGGCAUCGCCCUCACCUUCGCCGGCCUCCUCUUCACCCUGCUCCGCGCCUUUGUGCCCUUUACAGGUGCCCACACGCGACUCGUCCUCCUCGGAUCCUGGUUCUUCUGGUUCCUCGGCCUGAGCUUCAUCCUGUCGGGCCUGCGCGGCAGCUGCUUCUUCCUGCUGCUCUUUUCGCGCCGCCAGCCCCUGCCAUGGGAGCGCUUCGAUGACAGCGCGUCCAUGUCCUCGGUGCGGUCGGGUGUCGCGCGCGUGCUGGGCCGCCUCAUGAUCUUUGAUCGCAAGCUCCGCGUCGGCGAUGUCAACCUGCGCAGGCUGCAGCGGAAGAUUGUGCUGCAGAGCUUGGCAGGCGGUGCCAUUGGCGGCACGAUCGGCGUCUUGGUGUUUGUGUUCCUGCCGGUCUGGAAGGAGACUGUCAAGCUGUAA